Molecule: messenger RNA, 933 nt
Organism: Ziziphus jujuba (common jujube)
Lineage: Eukaryota; Viridiplantae; Streptophyta; Magnoliopsida; Rosales; Rhamnaceae
Product: nudix hydrolase 26, chloroplastic
Exons: 6
Coding region: 86-814 (242 amino acids)
Biological process (GO): nucleoside phosphate metabolic process; ribose phosphate metabolic process
Cellular component (GO): chloroplast
Molecular function (GO): bis(5'-adenosyl)-pentaphosphatase activity; guanosine-3',5'-bis(diphosphate) 3'-diphosphatase activity
Source: RefSeq, a predicted model, not a curated record
GUUAUGUUAUGUGGGAGAUGAAAGUGACAAUAAAGAGCGAAUCCGAGAUAGACACACAAACACAAAAAGCUAAUACUGAAGCUGAAUGGGUUUAUGCCGAUUCCCAGUCCUUAGCUGUUCGCAACUUGCUUUUCUUCAUUCUGCUUCUUCUUCUUCAUUCCUUGGACGUCCUAGAACUAUAUCUUUGUCCUUCCCAAAUUGCCCUCUUCAAUCUUCCAAUUUUGCAACCCCGCCACUCCUACUCAAAACCCGUUUUCUUACUUCCAACGCAAACACCCUCUCCGCUUCUUCUUCUCCUUCAUCAUCAUCAUCAUCAUCAUCAUCAUCCAUGGAAGCUCCUCCUGAAGGUUACAGGAGAAAUGUUGGAGUCUGUCUAAUCAACGAUUCUAAAAAGAUUUUUGCUGCGUCAAGGUUGGAUAUUCCCAGUGCUUGGCAAAUGCCACAGGGUGGGAUUGAUGAGGGAGAAGAUCCUAGAACUGCAGCCAUCAGGGAAUUAAGAGAAGAGACUGGAGUUAAUUCAGCAGAAAUUCUUGCAGAGGUGCCUUACUGGUUGACAUAUGACUUCCCACCAGCAGUCAGGGAAAAACUUAGACAUCAGUGGGGGUCAGACUGGAAAGGUCAGGCACAGAAAUGGUUCCUUCUUAAAUUCACUGGAAAGGAUGAAGAAAUCAAUCUUUUAGGCGAUGGGACAGAGAAAGCCGAGUUUGGUGACUGGUCAUGGAAGUCAGCGGAACAAGUUAUCGACCUUGCGGUUGAUUUUAAGAAGCCUGUUUACAAGGAAGUUCUUGCAGUUUUUGCUCCAUAUCUUCAGUAACUUUGGGAUGAAAUUUUGACCAAUAACCUUUAUUUAUCUUUGCAAUUUAGAUUCCACAAACUGAAUAAAAGCAAAAUAUUCCAGUGAGUCAUGUUAAUGAUGGAUUACCUUACUUCGUA